CCGCCGCCGCCGCCGCCGCCGUCGCCGCCACUGCUGCUGCGCGGCCGCUCCGCGCCGGGGAUGCGGCCCCAUAGGGCCAGACUGUAGCGGCCGGAGCCGGGCCCCGGGCGGUCAUGGAGGUGGUAGACGAGACGGAGGCGCUGCAGCGUUUUUUCGAAGGCCAUGACAUCAAUGGGGCCCUCGAGCCCUCCAACAUAGACACGAGCAUCCUCGAGGAGUAUAUCAGCAAGGAGGACUCUUCAGACAUCUGCUUCCCCGAUAUCCCUGCUCCUGCCGGCUACCCACACACCCAGCCCUCAGGAUCCGCAGCAGCCCCCGGCUCUAGCAGUGGCCAUCAUCUGAGCCUGCCAGGGGGUGGGGGAGGACCCUCCUCAGGCCGCCACGGCCCCCUCCCACCCCCACCCUGCGGGCCUGGCUUCAGUGCCCACCUCAACAUCAACAACAACAAUGGUCUAGCGGUGCCCAAAGGCUUUGCGGGGCACUGCCUGAGUGGGGCCUCGGGGCCACCCAUCAAAUCGGAGCCCAAGGCAGCCUAUGCCCCAGGCGCUCUGCCCGACUCCCCGCCAGACUCCGGCUCUGAAGCCUGUUCCCCCCAGCAGGUGAAUGACCCUCACCUCUUGCGAACGAUGACCCCUGAGAACAUGUGCCACGUCAGCCUCCCCUCCCGCCUGGAGCACCCGCCCCCUCCACCUCCCCCCCCACACCUCCCAGGCCCUCCCCUGCCUCCCCCGCUCCACUACCCCGUCCUGCAGCGUGAUCUGUACAUGAAGGCCGAGCCUCUCAUGCCCCCCUACGCUAUGGGGCAGGGCAUGGCCCCUGGAGACCUGCACCACGCUCAGCAGUCCCAGAUGCUUCACCAGCUGCUGCAACAGCACGGGGCUGAGCCCCCUGCACACCCUUCUAAGAAGAGGAAACACUCCGAGUCACCUCCCAACACCCUCAACGCCCAGAUGCUCAAUGGGAUGAUAAAACAGGAGCCAGGUACGGUGGCAUCCCUGCCCCUCCAUCCUGCCAGAGCCCCAACGCCACCCUGGCAUCAGCAAGGUCCCCUCUCGCCAGGACCGGGAUCCCUCCCCCUCAGCAUUGCCAGAGUCCAGACGCCUCCCUGGCACCCGCAGGGGGCACCUUCCCCAGGCCUCAUGCAGGACAACGAGAGCCUGAACGGGUCUUACCUGGACCCCAAUUACCAGUCUAUAAAAUGGCAGCCUCACCAACAGAACAAGUGGGCCACGCUCUACGAUGCCAAUUACAAAGAGCUACCCAUGCUCACUUACCGGGUGGAUGCCGAUAAGGGCUUCAACUUCUCCGUGGGUGAUGAUGCCUUCGUGUGUCAGAAGAAGAACCACUUCCAGGUGACGGUGUACAUCGGCAUGCUGGGAGAGCCCAAGUACGUCAAGACCCCUGAGGGUCUGAAGCCCCUGGACUGCUUCUACCUAAAGCUGCACGGCGUGAAGCUGGAGGCCUUGAAUCAGUCCAUCAACAUCGAGCAGUCGCAGUCGGACCGGAGCAAGCGCCCCUUCAACCCUGUCACGGUCACACUGCCUCCAGAGCAGGUCACCAAGGUGACCGUGGGUCGUCUGCACUUCAGUGAGACCACGGCCAACAACAUGCGCAAGAAAGGCAAACCCAACCCAGACCAGAGGUACUUCAUGCUGGUGGUCGCACUGCAGGCCCAUGCUCAGAACCAGACCUACACACUGGCAGCCCAGAUUUCAGAGCGCAUUAUUGUCAGGGCCUCCAACCCUGGCCAGUUUGAGAGCGACAGCGACGUCCUGUGGCAGCGGGCCCAGCUGCCCGACACGGUGUUCCACCACGGCCGCGUGGGCAUCAACACAGACCGGCCUGACGAGGCCCUGGUGGUCCACGGCAAUGUGAAGGUGAUGGGCUCCCUCAUGCACCCGUCGGACAUCCGGGCCAAGGAGCACGUGCAGGAGGUGGACACCACUGAGCAACUGAAGAGGAUUUCCCGGAUGCGGCUCGUCCACUACAGCUACAAGCCAGAGUUUGCCGCCAGCGUAGGCAUCGAGGCCUCCCCUGAGACUGGGGUCAUUGCCCAGGAGGUGAAGGAGAUCCUCCCAGAAGCUGUGAAGGACACCGGAGAUGUGGUCUUUGCCAACGGGAAGACCAUCGAGAACUUCCUGGUAGUGAACAAGGAACGGAUCUUCAUGGAGAACGUGGGGGCCGUGAAGGAGCUUUGCAAACUGACCGACAACCUGGAGACGCGCAUCGACGAGCUGGAGCGCUGGAGCCACAAGCUGGCCAAGCUGCGCAGGCUGGACAGCAUGAAGUCCACAGGCAGCUCGGGGGCCUUCAGCCAAGCGGGCAGCCAGUUCAGCCGCGCCGGGAGCGGCCCCCACAAGAAGCGGCCCCCAAAGAUGGCCAGCAAGGCGCCUUCCGUGGUCCCAGACCAGGCCUGUAUCAGCCAGCGCUUCCUACAAGGAACCAUCAUCGCCCUGGUGGUCGUCAUGGCGUUCAGUGUGGUGUCCAUGUCUACACUGUAUGUGCUGAGCCUUCGGAACGAGGAAGACUUGGUGGACAUGGAUGGCUCUUUCGCUGUGUCUACUUCCUGUCUUCUGGCCCUGCUCCGGCCCCGGGACCCCGGGGGGAGUGUGGCCCUGUGCCCAUGGUCCGGUCAAAGCUAUGGGACCACUCAGUUGCGCCAGUCCCCCGCCUCUAGCAGCCCGCCGGGCCCCCAGACCUCCUCACAGCCUGCCACCACUGGCCGGCUGGACUCUGCCCCCGUCCUCACUCUCCGUCACUUGGACCUGUGUCCCAGCCCUCCCUGUCCUGUCGUUUGCUGCUCCCUGCCCACCCUGAGCCCCUCCUCUGGCCAGAGCUCUGCCCCCAGCCCUGCUGCCAACCGCUCAGGCCCCAGCCAGACCUCACUGCUGCCAGUCACCAGCAUUAGAGCCAAGUCUUGGGGCCUCUCAGCCAAUGGCAUCGCCCAUGCCAAGCCCCCCAAGAGCCUGGAGCCCCCAGCCAGCCCCUCAGCACCUUUCACCGGCAUGCAGGGCAAAGCCAAGAACAGCCCCAACCUGUCUAUCCCUGCUCGUGCCCGCCGAGGGGCCCCCCUGCCCAGCCCCACCACGCCCCAGCCCCCCGGCUCCGAUGGCCCACCUGGUGCACGCCCUACCCUGAGCUCCAUCCAGGUCCUGGAGAAUUCACUACCCAUCACAUCCCAGUACUGUGCUCCAGGUGACGCCUGCAGGCCAGGGAACUUCACCUACCGCAUUCCCAUCAGCAGCCACACUCCCCUCCACCUCAGCCUGACCCUGCAGAUGAAUUCCAGCUCCCCUGUCUCAGUGACAUUCUGCAGUCUGGUGUCUCAGGAGAGCCCGUGUGAGGGGAGCAGCUUUCCCCACAGCCUGCACGUCCACAGCGACACCCAGGGCACCUCACACCAGUGGCCUGUGACCAUCUUGUCCUUCCAGGAGUUCUCUUACCAUUUCCGAGUGGCCCUGCUGGGUCAUGCCAACUGCAGCUCGGAGGCGCCCACCCAGGCAGUCACAGACUAUUUCUUCUACUUCUACCGCCUGUGUGACUGAGCGGGCCCCCGUGCCCCAGGGCCCCCCCCCUCCGCCAAGGACCCAGGGGCUCCUCCAGGCCUCUUCUCUUCUCCCACACUGGAUGUGCUGUGUUACACUGGAGCAGGGUGGGGGGGGGUGGCUCUGCACCCCACCUCCACCCCCGGGGGCUGCUAUCUGACGCUGGCGCUCUCGGGAUACACACUGGAAUUCCUGCUGCUGCAGAGACUACGGCUGGGGACUGGCCAGCCUGGAGAAACUGGAAGUGCCUACACUGGAGUUAGUGACCUGAGGCCUGCCCCGAAGCGGUUGGAGAAGGGGCGAGGUGGGGACCCUUCAGGCUGGGGCUGACCGGCUCAUCCCUGGGUCCAGAGGUGCAGUCACUGAGCCUCGCCCCCUUCCUGCCUCAGCCCUGGCCUCGGUCCAGAGUUCUUGCUGCACAGGCAGCAGCUUGAGACUAUCCUGGGGGUCCUUGUGACAUCUGGGGGAGGGGCCUUUCUUGAAGCCUGGCCCUCUGGAGCCAACCCUGGAACCUGGGACCUGAGGCUGGAGGGCCCGUGCGCGGCGGGCACCAUGUGCCUGGGCGGCCUUGGCCCCGCCUCCGUCCCUUCCCCCCCAGGUGUUGAGGUGUGAGGGUCAGAGUUGGGAGGGGGAGCACGAGGAGGGAGGAUCCCUGGGAAUCCUCCCAUGGGGGUGAGGUUGAGUACCUGGACUUGAACCUUGCCCCAUUUGAACCCCAA
This is a messenger RNA of Dromiciops gliroides (monito del monte), 4264 nucleotides long. RefSeq names its product myelin regulatory factor (gene MYRF). Lineage: Eukaryota; Metazoa; Chordata; Mammalia; Microbiotheria; Microbiotheriidae. Gene Ontology annotation, cellular component: nucleus; endoplasmic reticulum membrane. Gene Ontology annotation, molecular function: DNA-binding transcription factor activity; sequence-specific DNA binding. Gene Ontology annotation, biological process: positive regulation of DNA-templated transcription; central nervous system myelin maintenance; protein autoprocessing. The record is from RefSeq and is a predicted model, not a curated record.